This is a messenger RNA of Cynara cardunculus var. scolymus (artichoke), 1696 nucleotides long. Its product is annotated as high affinity nitrate transporter 2.7. NCBI's taxonomy places the organism in Eukaryota, Viridiplantae, Streptophyta, Magnoliopsida, Asterales, Asteraceae. The record is from RefSeq and is a predicted model, not a curated record. Gene Ontology annotation, molecular function: nitrate transmembrane transporter activity. Bases 94 to 1482 code for a protein of 462 amino acids. Gene Ontology annotation, cellular component: membrane. The transcript is spliced from 2 exons. Gene Ontology annotation, biological process: transmembrane transport.
UUAUUUAACGGAAUGUUAUAACGAAGUAACCAAAUUGAAGAUAGAGGGACUAAAUUGUUUGUCGAUUGGGUAGCGACCUAUAAAACGUCGGCCAUGUUAAGCUUGAAUCAAUCUCCUCCACCGAUGGAAAUGGAACCCCAAAAAUUCUCCAUUGCAGUCGACGCCGAUCACAAAGCCACCCAAUUCCGGCCACUCUCUCUCUCCUCUCCACACAUGCGAGCUUUCCAUCUCGCUUGGCUCUCUCUCUUCUCCUGCUUCUUCUCCACCUUCUCCAUUCCUCCACUCCUCCCCAUCAUCCGUCAAGACCUCAAUCUCUCCCCUACCGACGUCGGAACGGCCGGCAUCGCCGCCUUCGCCGGCUCCAUUAUCUCCCGUCUCGCCAUGGGCCCCGCCUGCGACCUUUUCGGCCCACGUCUCGCCUCCGCCACCCUCUCCCUCGUCACAGCCCCCAUCCUCCUCUCCGCUGCAUUCAUCUCCUCUCCAUUAUCAUUCAUCCUGCUUCGAUUCUUCGUCGGCUUCUCACUCGCCAACUUCGUAGCUAACCAGUUCUGGAUGAGCUCCAUGUUUUCCGGCUGCACAGUUGGACUAGCCAACGGCGUCUCCGCCGGAUGGGCCAACGUCGGCUCCGGCCUGACCCAGUUAGUAAUGCCGGUUAUCUUCUCUAUAUUAAACACCAACUUCAAUCUAUCGCAAUCCACUAGCUGGCGAGCUGCGUUUGUGGUUCCGGCCAUCUUUCAAGCGAUGAUGGCACUUAUGGUACUUGCCUACGGUCAAGACCUGCCGGACGGAAAAUAUAGAAAACAUAAGAAAUUACCCAAUAAAGACUCUAACGAUACCGGAGUGUUUCUGAAUGGAAUCACGAAUUACAGAGGUUGGGUUUUGGGAUUAACAUAUGGAUUCUGCUUUGGAGUGGAAUUGACGAUGGAUAACAUAAUUGCAGAGUAUUUCUACGAUAGAUUUGGAGUGAAUAUGGAGACGGCCGGCGUGAUAGCUGCUAGCUUUGGGUUUGCGAAUUGGGUGUCGAGGCCGACGGGAGGGGUGGUUUCCGACAAGUUAGGGAGGAGGUUUGGGAUGAAAGGGAGGUUGUGGGGGUUGUGGGUGGUGCAGACGGUGGCUGGGUUGCUGUGUAUAUGGUUGGGCCGAGUUGACUCGUUGUGGGGUUCGGUUGUGGUGAUGUGUGGGUUCUCGUUUUUUGUUCAAGCUGCCUCUGGUCUUACUUUUGGAGUGGUUCCAUUUGUGUCCAAAAGAUCAAUGGGAGUGAUAUCGGGGAUGACGGGAAGCGGAGGGACGGUGGGAGCAGUGGUAACACAACUCUUGUUGUUUUCAGGGUCGACAAAAUUCUCAACCGAAACCGGGAUCUCACUCAUGGGAGUUAUGAUGAUAGUGUCUACUCUUACGCUAACCACCAUCCACUUCCCUCAAUGGGGUGGCAUGUUUUGUGCUCCUUCCUUCGACCACCAAGACUAUCACCCGCUUGCCUGAACGAACAAACUAGAAGAUUCUUCGUCGUCACGUCUAGCUAAAGAAUGGUCUAUUUUUUUAUGUUAUCCAUCGUCAAUUCCACUCCAAAGCAGAUGAUAGGUAAAAAAAAACCGAGUAGAUUUGGAUACGGAUUUAGUUUACAUAAAGAUUGUAGCCACUCCAAAAAGAAUGGUCUAUUUUUUUAGAGCUUGAGAAAUUCAAUUAAUAUUGAUAC